Messenger RNA from Hypomesus transpacificus, 4462 nucleotides. RefSeq names its product aftiphilin b (gene aftphb). The record is from RefSeq and is a predicted model, not a curated record. The transcript is spliced from 11 exons. Bases 294 to 2753 code for a protein of 819 amino acids. Gene Ontology annotation, molecular function: clathrin binding. Gene Ontology annotation, cellular component: AP-1 adaptor complex; trans-Golgi network membrane. NCBI's taxonomy places the organism in Eukaryota, Metazoa, Chordata, Actinopteri, Osmeriformes, Osmeridae. Gene Ontology annotation, biological process: intracellular transport.
AUAGUCUUCAACAGUCUAUAUUACAAAGCAGAGCUAGUCUGUGUCGUAAUAUCUAGGUUGAAGGUUUGUCACAACCUUUUUUUUAACCUAGCGGAAUUCCCGGAAGUACAGCAUCAAGGAUAUCAGCAUUUGAAAGCUCUGGCGCUUCAAACGACGGUCCAUCUUCUCAAUUGACCUGGAGAAGGCCUACCUUUGGAUGGUUGAAUGUACGGGUAGCCGUUUACAUGAAACAGACCAGCAAGACAUCUGAAGAAGGUAUAUGAAGCCGUCUGUAGCUUCUGCCAGGAGAGCCCAUGGAGCCAGACAUCAUGCCCAUGUACUCCUCCUCGCCUCCUCCACUGGACGAUGAAGACGAGGCAAGCACAGAAGAGGAUGAGGACGACUUUAGAGAAUUCAGGGGGUUUUGUGGGGCAGGGUCUGACAGCUUUAGCUUCCCCAAGUUCACUCACCUGCCCCCAUCAGACCUCAACCAGCCCAGCCAAGCUGCUGCAGAGCACUUUGCUAACAGUGGAAAUAGAAUUUCUCAAUUAGGGGAUUCCAUCCCUGAAUCUCACUCUGUGGAGAAAUCCCAACCCACCUCCACCAUUACCACUGGAGUAUGCAGGGCUCAUCAACAGAAAGAGCAGUGCUGUAACAGGGAACACCAUAAGUCCCUCUCCAACGUGCUCUCAGAGGGUGAGACCUUCAGGCAUUCAACCUUUGGGACCAACUCGGUUUCUGCACCGGGUGCCCACUCUUUAAGCGAGGAACCCGGGUUUGUGGAACUGUCUGUGUUCUCAGAAACUCAAGUACAUCCUUGGUGCUGUGGCUUCACACCCUCUGGUACUGCAAAGGACUGGGGGGAUAGAGCCGAAAGUACAAACAGGGAAGAAUGCUUGAAAACCAAACAGCAGACAGUCACAGACUGUGAGCUGCGAUCCGUAGCAGGAGAAAGGGUCAGGGAUCGCACAAUCAUCCAUCACUGUGAGCAGAGGGAUACAGGAUUCACACACCCUCCUCAGGACCACCGCCUAAAGGCUCCCGCUAGUCUCUCUUUCCCCUCAGAGGUGCUUGAUUCUGGGGAUGAAGACCUGGAGGACCUUAGGAGUGAGGACAGGACGCCAAGUCUGAGCCAGUCUAUACAUCUUAAAAAGGCACCUGAACUGGUAGUUGGAAAGUCAGAUGAAGAGAAAGAGGUAGAGAUAGAUAGUGAAGAAAUAGAGCAGAGUGCCUCUCCUCUAAACAACACAGUCAGUGAGUCUUCAAGUGAGGACUUUGCUUCGUUCUGUGAUGCUGUGUCUCCAGUUGGCGUGGAGGAUUUUGGGGACUUUGUCCAGACGAUCGAUACUCCUUUGCCACCUGCUCCAGAGAAAAAAGAGGUGGUGUCAGGUUACCUCAGGGAAGAGACUGAGAUCCAGUUGGAAGAGGAGAGGGAGAACAUCAGGGAUGCUGGGAUUUCCCCCAGCCAAUUAAAUGCCUCUUUAGAGGAGUCCAGGAUACAAGGGGAAGAGGAGUGCUCUGCAGAUCUCAACCAAAAUCAGAGAGAGGUUGGGGAUAAAGACCUUGACCAAGCCCAAGACAGUGGAGUGAGGGAGUGGGCACAGAUUGGCCUCCCCCCCAGUGACAGCUUUGCAGACUUCUGCUCGGCACCCUCAGAUCAGGAGGAAUGCUUGGAAGGAGAAGCUGGAGGAGACUGGGUGGCGUUUGAUGUGAUGGGGGCUCCGACUGAGUUUGUGGCCACCUGGGCAGAUUUUGGAGAUCCUGGUAGUUCGGCUGGGCAGAAAGAAGACGAGACGGAGGACAAAAUAUGUCAGAGGGACACUGCCGCAAAAAGAGAGCAAGCCUCAUUUUCUAGACAACUCCACAGACUUCUUCAGGACUGUUUCCAUGCAGUGAAGAUCCAACAGGAGAAAGAGGAGGAGGAGGAGGAGGAUGUGUGUGUGCCCAGCCUUGGGGCAUUGCUACAGCACCACGACGCUCAGCCUGAAGAUGGAGAGAAGCAACAGGAGGAGGAGGAACCCCACUAUGCAGCCCACUGGGUUCCGAGAGGUGUGUGGCGACAGCCCUGUGAAGUCCAUGACGCCUUUGGCCUGAAGUUCCAGUGGGGGGGUUCCCACAGCAACAGAAUACUACUCCACUGCCUGGGCAUGGAUACCAGAAACAUUCUUUUUACUGGACAGACCAAGCAACCAGUGAUAGUUCCUGUCUUUGCAGCCAACCUCGGUAUGUUAGAGCCCACCAAAGAGUCAGUGAAAGCAGCAGGGCAGACAGCUGAAACUGCACAAGUACUUCCUGGAUCCCAGGAAACAAGAAGAGCUCUCUUUUCAGACUCGGCACAGGCAUCGUUCUUGACCAGCCAGUGUGACAGGACCAGCAGUGGCCUUAGCAACCCUCAGGGCGCCAGCGGAGGCACCUUUGUGUUAAACCUUGAUUAUUUUGGGCCUGUGGAGGACUGUGGGUCCAGCAGUAGCAGCAGCAGGAGCAGCAGCCCUCCACCAGGGGUAGACCGUGAGCUGUAUGAACUGACCACAGCAAAACUGGAACCCAGAAUUAACAGUAGCCACCUUGAAGAGACCUUCAAUCGCCUUAUGACCUCUAUGGAGAUAACCAGCACUGCUACAAGUAACCGAGAACCACAGCAGGACAAAGAUCUGAGUGCGGAAGCAGCUGCUGUGGUGUGCGAGGUACCUGAUCUGUCCUUCAUGCGGGCCAAGGUCCUGAUGUUUCCCAGUAUCCUCAUACCACCAGAGGGUUAUUCCACAGCACUGAAGUGAUGGCCCACACACAGACUUUAAGGUUAUGGCCAGAAGUCAUUGAUAUAUCAGUUCCCAACACAUGGCUGUCACUGACACUUUCCAAUCACCUACAAUCUAAACAGAAGCAAUAUAAAAAUGUAUCUACUCCAAAUAAGUGAAACACUGAAUAGACAGACUGAGGUCUACUUGAUCAUAAAACUUUUUUUUUUUUUUUAAAUACUUCGAUUACCGAAUGUUUUUGCCUCUUGACAAUUUGGCAAGACGUUUUCCUCCGUCCCUCUUGGGAAAAGCUUCAAGAUUAUCCAGAGGUAUAUUGGUAUCACUGGUAGGGAAUCACUGUCUUUAGCUGUAUUUAAUAGCUUUAGAUUUGUUGUAAUAACUUUGGGGUGCUGAAUAUAUUUUGUAUAUUUAAAAUGUAUUUAUUUAUUUGCAUAUACUGUAGAGUGCAAGAAUUUCUUCCUUUGAUUAAAUAGAUCAAAUUCAAUUUGUGUUUGUACUUGGCUGUUCGCUCCACCGCAGGUCAUAUGUAAGUCAUAUGUAAGUCUGUGUCUACAGGUACUUUGAUUGACAUGGAAAUGGAAACACGUUGAUGAUCAAAUUGUUUGUUUGCCUACAAUAUUUCAAUAUCUUUUGUUCUACAGCAAUGGUCCUUAAACUAACUUUAAUUCUAUGGAGUUUUUGGGGAGCUAGUUAAUUAGUUAUUAUUAAUGGAACACAAAAUGGAUGGCUUAUUAACUGUCUUUAUAGCUGAAGUAUUUCCUUAGUUUAAGUAAACUUUGAAGUACUGAUCGAACACAACUAGCCUACCAAUUGUUCUGAGACCACAGUUUCUUCUGUCAUGCAUUAACAGCUACUGCAAUCUUUCACUCACUCAUUUACGCUCUCUAUCACACACACACACACAUACACACUCAAUUUGGCAAUUUACAUGAAAGGUUUCUGUCUUUGUAAUAUUUAUAUUAAAAAGUUAGUUUUUAAUAUAAAUAUAAUUUAUUGUAAUCAUAAACAGUUUGAGUGCUCGUCAGUUAAAUGUUUUUCAUAUUCAUCUGUUGGUCUAAAAUAAAGUGUCUUGUCCUUUUUUCCACAAAAAAGAUUUGGUAUGAAAUACAAAUGGAACUUAUUUGCCUACUGAGUUGUAAAAGCACUCAUUGUCAAUGCAGUCUCAUCUGGACUGCUGCAGUGCACUCCCAUUUCCUCUCACACACAAUUAGCUGUCUUCAUAUAUUAUGUUUUUAUUGGGACCAGUUUAGACUGAAGGUGUAUAUUGUGGUUUGACGCACGCAGCUGUAGUAAAACAUUGACUGAUUUUAUAGCUACAAUGACGAAUACAAUGCUUGGAUUUGAUUCUAAGAUUUACAAGUGAAUGAUAGAGAUAAAACAUUCUAAUAAAACUUAAAAGGAUAAGCUGUCAUAUAAUUGCAGGGAGGCCAACAAACUGUAAUAAAUAAGUUGUGAGAAACAUUUUUCCAAGGUAAAGAUCUGCAAUUGACAAUUAACAUAAUGUAAAAUAAAUAAUGUAAAAACAUGUUGGAAAAAGAUUCCAGACUAGGGGUGCAUUUCACACAAACACAGCAAGAGAAAAGGGGUAGGAGUUUUAAGUUAUGAAUUUCGUUAUCUGUUUUUUUUUUACUUGGGUCUUAGUUUAUCUGUGCAUAAUGGUGGCAAACUAUUUGCCAAAUUUAAAAUGUUCAUGGGGACAAUAUGAAAAUAAAAACACAUCAAGACAA